GCCGACCCGAGUCGAUCUUACACAGCAGUAUCAUGACUUGACUUCGUGAGACAUAUAUAGAGCGCGUCUGCCACCCGAACGGUGGACUAUUCUUACUGUCACACAGAAUCGGCUUUUGUUUCAAUAUCAUCAGAGCUCGUCAACAAUCUACUGCUUGCUUCAUAUAGUCUCACCCUAGCCAUCUCAGCAGUUGGAAUCCACCAUGCCGAAGACAGACGUUCUGAUAGUAGGGUCAGGCUCUGCAGGUAUAUUUGCAGCAACUUGGCUCGCGAUCUACGGCAUCCCCUUCACAAUACUUGAACGACGUUCUGGGCCUCUCGAGGUAGGACAAGCUGAUGGUGUGCAAGUCCGGACUGUUGAGAUCUACGAUUCUUUCGGGCUCGCCGAGGAUCUGCUAAGAGAGGCUUACCACAUCUACGAAGUGUGUUUCUGGGGCACUGACGAGGAGGGUGGCAUCAAGAGGAAUAGUAGAUCAAUUGACACGGAGCAGGGAUUGAGCCAUUUGCCGCACGUUAUCUUGAAUCAGGCGCGUAUGAACGGGCUAAUGCUCGGCAAGAUGGAGAAGAUCAUGAGAGAGAAAGGGUCUUGGAAUGAGGGAACUGCGAAUGGGAUUGAGUACGGAUGGACUGUGACAGGGAUCGAUGUCGAUCAAGACACUGUUUCCGAGCUGGAUGCGCACUGUGUCCGCGUCUCCGCCACCAAAGACUCACAGGUCGAAACCUGGGAAGCGAAGUACGUUUUGGGCUGCGACGGCGCACACUCCACUGUCCGCCGCUCCCUCAAUUAUCGCAUGCUCGGCGACUCGACUGACACUGUCUGGGGCGUCAUGGACAUUUACCCAUUGACUGAUUUCCCUGACAUCCGUCGCAAAUGCACCAUUCACUCCUCUUCUGGCAACUUGCUCAUUAUUCCACGUGAGGGUGGAUCGUUAGUCCGCUUCUACAUCCAGCUUCCCGCGGGCUCCCAACCCAAGGAUGUCACACUCUCGGAUCUCCAAAACACCGCAAAGAAUAUAUUCGCACCGUAUAGCAUGGCCUUCGCUGAUACGUUUUGGUGGAGUGCAUACUCAAUCGGCCAGCGCCUAGCCGACAACUUCCACAAGGACAUGCGAAUCUUUCUCACCGGCGAUGCAUGCCACACACACUCACCCAAGGCAGGCCAGGGCAUGAACGUCAGUCUGCAGGACGGAUACAAUCUCGGCUGGAAACUUGGGAGCGUGCUUUCCCGCCUCUCGCCGCCAUCUAUUCUACCAUCGUACGUCUCUGAGCGUAGCAAAACCGCCGCCGAUCUGAUAGCGUUCGAUCGCGAGCUGAGUCGCUUGUUUAGCAGGAAGGAAGAAAAGGUGGGCGAAUUCGCGGAGUACUUCACUAAGAGUGGUCGAUACAUGGCUGGGUUUACAGCACGGUACGAGGACUCCCCAAUCUCGAAUAUGGAACAAAGUAAGGAGGAAGUGGCGACCGGCAUCAAUGUUGGUAUGCGGUUCCCCAACGCGCAGGUGGUACGAUUCUGCGAUGCGCGGCCCGUGCAGCUGCAGAGCGCGUGUAAGAGUGACGGGCGGUGGAGGGUUGUUGUUUUUGCUGGCGAUGUCGUUCAAAACCCUGCAAGCAAGGAUAAGAUGGAGAGACUCGCUUCUACGCUUGAAGAGACACUCAAGCGCUUCACGCCAUUGGGAAGUCACCUGGACAGCGUCAUCGAACCUCUGCUUAUUCUAAGCACACGCUUCAGGGAUACUGAGCAGCUGCUGAUCCCUGAUGUCUUCAGCCCGAAGACAGGCAAGUGGGGUAUAAAGGACUUGCACAAGACCUAUAUUGAUGAUGAGCACUAUAAUGCUGGACAUGGGCAAGCGUACGAAAAGUACGGUGUUGAUCCUGAGAAAGGAGCGCUGGUAAUCGUACGGCCUGAUCAAUAUGUCGCAAAGACUUUGAGCUUGGAAGAUGGAGCGGGUGUGGAGGAGUUCUUCGCAGGAUGUCUGCUGGAACAGAACACUCAGGCAAACGGGACAGGUAAACAUUGAGCAGCCCUGACAAGUAGUGUUUCUGUACUAUCAAGGGCCAUAAUGCAUUGAUACUAGCC
Boeremia exigua is the source of this 2073-nucleotide messenger RNA. RefSeq names its product FAD binding domain-containing protein. Gene Ontology annotation, molecular function: FAD binding. Lineage: Eukaryota; Fungi; Ascomycota; Dothideomycetes; Pleosporales; Didymellaceae. The record is from RefSeq and is a predicted model, not a curated record. The coding region runs from base 203 to 2014 and encodes 603 amino acids. The transcript is spliced from 3 exons.